AUGGAGGUGUUCUCGACAGCCAACUCAAAGCGAAAGGGAUUCCGUCGGUUCUCCGAGCCUGGAUCACUAGCUUUAUGGAAGAGCGGACCGCUAGCAUUACCUUUGACGAUUUUGAAUCACCAUAGUUCCCCUGGAGAACGCGGGUCUGGCCCAAGGAUCUCCAUUAUCGCCAAUACUCCGGUCGACCACAAAGGCGGCUCAUCAGCGUUCAUUGAUGACUAUUUCCGAUGGGUCAUGAGAUUGUCCGCAGACGAGAACCUCCGAAGACUGCAGGAGGACAACAUUCCACGGAUCGAACAGUGGGCGAAACAAACAGGCUCAUACUUCGCGGCAGAGAAAACAGAACUAAUCCAUCUGACCCGGAAAAAGAACAAGCUGAGUAAAGGACAGCUGAUUAUACAGGGCACCACCAUCAAAGCAAGCACCACCGCCAAACUCCUCGGCGUGGUAUUCGAUAAUGAGCUCCGAUGGAAACCGCAUGUACAACAGGUGUUAAAGAGAGCCACGAGAGUCAACACGGCGCUGGGUGGCCUGCGAUAUCUGCGCCCAGGCCAAAUGCGACAAUUAUACCAAGCCUGCGUCACCCCGAUUGUAGACUACGCGUCCAUGGUCUGGCACAGCCCCACGAAAGAUAAGAUGCAUCUCAGGGCCCUCAACACAGUCCAGAGAUCAGCGCUCAUACGAAUUCUGUCAGCAUUUAAGUCGGUGGCGACCGCCACUAUGGAAGUCGAACUGUUCACACUACCGACCCGCCUUCGUCUCCGCCAGAGAGCGCAGAUAACCAUUGUCAACUUACUCACACUCCCGUGGGACCACCCGAUACAAGGAAAACUACCAGCAUUUAAGGAAAUUGACAUCAACCCAGACCGAGAAAAGGCACGGAAGAACGCCGCAUCCCUCCUCGCAAACCCUCACCAAGUGGUCUACUCCGACGCCUCAGGACAUGACAACCACUUGGGGGCAGCGGCAGUGGUCCUAGACCGCAACCAGAACAUAGUGGCGUCUCGCAAAACGGCUAUAGGCUCAAUGGCACAUUGGUCCAUCCACAUAGCUGAGCUAAUUGGCGUCUACUACGCAAUCAGUCUGGCGCUCAAAAUCUUCCACCAAAACGGACAGUCCACCAGACCCGGAGCGGGUGAAGCAAUAACAAUCCUGAGUAAUAGCAAGUCAGCAAUACAAGCCAUCAAGAACCCACGCAACACAUCUAGACAAAGAGUGAUCGAGGCAAUCAACCAGUCAGCUUACGAACUAGAUAGCCGCGGCAUUCCUCUCCGUCUCCAAUGGAUCCCCGGUCACUGUGACGAUCUGGGGAACGAUGCAGCGGACCGCCUAGCCAAGGCAGCGGAACCCACCUACGGAGAAUUGAUACCAAGCUCCCGGCCAUCCGUUCCCGCCGGCUAUACCAAUCGACACUCUUGGCUUGCAACCCAUGGGAAAGCUCUCCGGCAUCGCGAGGAUAAUAAAUGUGAAUGUGGAGCGAAAGAAACGGUCGUCCACAUUCUAAUCGACUGCCCGAGAUUAACAACAGAACGACAGAGACUACGGAAGGAGGCCGGCGACGCGUUCGGCAACGUAUCGCUCAUGCUUGGAGCAAAGGGACAAGGGAUUACUAGCAGCUCUGCGCCAGGCGGCAUUCUAGAUGCUGUUCUGGACUUUGCGGAAGCAUCUCAAAGAACCCAAGGCAAAGGCCGACCACAGGCCCCUAGGCGAGGCAUAAAGUUCGCCCGUAAGAAAUGUGACGAUGACUAUAGUGGUUGUAACCUGCAUAUCGCUAGAGUAGCGAGGGGUCAGGGUAAAUGA
Messenger RNA from Talaromyces stipitatus ATCC 10500, 1800 nucleotides. RefSeq lists its product as uncharacterized. NCBI's taxonomy places the organism in Eukaryota, Fungi, Ascomycota, Eurotiomycetes, Eurotiales, Trichocomaceae. The transcript has 7 exons. The coding region runs from base 1 to 1800 and encodes 599 amino acids. Gene Ontology annotation, molecular function: nucleic acid binding; RNA-DNA hybrid ribonuclease activity. The record is from RefSeq and is a predicted model, not a curated record.